Molecule: messenger RNA, 9723 nt
Organism: Gopherus flavomarginatus (Mexican gopher tortoise)
Lineage: Eukaryota; Metazoa; Chordata; Testudines; Testudinidae
Product: KIAA0586 ortholog
Exons: 34
Coding region: 140-5071 (1643 amino acids)
Biological process (GO): smoothened signaling pathway
Cellular component (GO): ciliary basal body; centriole
Source: RefSeq, a predicted model, not a curated record
AAGCGCAUGCGCAGUGGCACCCGGGAAAGGAUUAGGGAGGCAGGCGCCAAUGGGUUGGAAGCGACGGGAGCCGUGGAGGGUAGCUGGUGCUGUUACCAUGGUUGUUUGGACGUGUUGAAAACUGCGUUGUGAGCUCUUCAUGGAGGUGGAAAGUAAUUCUAGUGUCAGCCAGGACUCUAUGGCUAGCUUCACUGCCGGUGACGUGCUUAUCCGCUCCACCAGCCUCCACACAAAAGAAAAACCCACUGGUGCUUGGACAGCAGCUACUGACUGCAGUAGAAAAAAAGUUAAAAUUUCAGUAAAGAAGCUUCGUGAAGUGGCUUCUCCCUACCAGGCAGAUGAUGCAGCUUUGAUUAGAGACAAAACAUCCUAUAUUCCUCCAGCAUUGUCAGCAAACAAAACUCUGCCGAAUAGAUCAACUGUCACUACCUCCAGCAGCGUUACCCAGGCUGUCCGAAGUAUGUUGGCUGAAAGAAGUUCAGAACAUCUUCUUUCAGUAGAAAAUGAUUUAGAACCCACGCCAUUAUCACAGAAGGAUUACUCUAAGGAAGCUGCAGUAAAAGGAGUUCCUUUGCAAGUAAUGGAAGAUGGAAAUAAACCAGAAGAUGGUGAUAUAUUUAUUUCUCAGUACACUGCUGGUGAGAAAGAAGCUUUACGUGCUGUAUUAAAGCAGAGAACCCAAAACCCUCCUGUAUUUAAGGAGGUGAAGGUACAGCUUUUAGAAAAUGUAUCUGCAGAAAAGAAAGAGAGUACUCAAGAUACCAGAUCAGCACACAGCAAUAUAGAUUCAGCUGCAACCAUCGCGGCAGCCACAGCAGCUGCCAUUGCUACAACUGCUCCACUUCUCAAAGUUCAAAGUGAUUUGGAAGCAAAAGUUAGCUCUGUUUCAGCAUUGCUCAGUAAACUGCAGGAGACAGACAAGCAGCUGCAACGCGUUGCAGAACAGCAAACAAAUAUAAAGGCUCAACAACAAGAGAGAUCCCGUUGUCAUGACAGAGUCAACGAGCUUGAAAAACAGAUGACUGUGUUAAUGGAACAGCGUAUUCAGCAUCUUGAAAAGUUACAACAGCAACAAAUCCAUGUCCAGUCUCAUCUCAUUAGCUCUGCAAUCAACACGGGUGGUUUCCAACCAGUUAACAUACCAUCUUCCAAUUUGGUGGCAAAGCAUUCUACAAACCCAGAACUACAGCAACCACUUACCAACCAAGUCUCUUCAUGUCAUAGGAAUUUAUUCUCUGCCAAUGCUGUGCCCACCCAAGCAUAUUCAAGUCAAUUUGGAAAUUAUGGCGUUCGUACACAGAAAUCGCCUCUGAAGACACCAGCUCCUCGGAGAUAUGCUCCUGUACCUGUAUCAAAAGACGUGAAAAUCUCUCAGAAAAUUUCAAAGAAAGAGAGACCUAUAGCAGAAAAGGAAAAUGUACCCAAAUCAGCAUAUGGAGGUGUUGUGGGUGGAGGGAGACUUUUGGAGCAAAUUCUGAAUUCUCAAGAAACUCCAUUGAGACAAACUGAGUCUUCUGAGAAGUCAUUAUUAAACAACACCAAAAUGGCCUGGCAUUCUGAGAGAGAGUGCAGGCCUCCUGCCCUGCGAACUGACUCAUUCCCUGCCUUUGAAGGCCCCCUCCAAGAUUACAAUUCAAUUAAUAAAACAGUGAAGAAAGCGGAAGAUGUGCUUCAAGAUCUUGGCCAGCUGAAAAGAGAAAUGCAUGGCAUGCUACAGGAAGCAAAAGCAUGGAAAUCAGACAUGAAUGAUUUUGUUAAGCCAACAAACCCUGUUGUUGCACCUAGUCUUGCUGAAUGUCAUCAGGUCUCCAAGCCAUCUAUUCUUCAGACAGUUAAAGCACCAAAAUCCGUGUUGAAGGAUGCCGAAAGGAUUUUAAGAGGAGUACAAAACAAUAAAAAAGUCCUUGAAGAAAAUUUGGAAGCCAUUAUUCGUGCAAAAGACGGAGAUGCCAUGUAUACCUUUAUUAAUGCUUUGACUACAAACAGACAUGUAUUGGAGGAGAUUCGUAUCCGAAAGACGGUAGAUGAGUGGAUUAAAGCAAUCAGUGUGGAAAUUCAGGCAGAAAUGGCAAAAAAUGAUUAUGAGCAAACACAAUAUAAUCAAAAAGAUCCGAAGACUCCAUGGAUCAAGAGAACACAGAACACCAGGGAUAUGAAGACCAACAAAGAAAUUAAAGCAAAAACCAAAAAACCUCAAGGAUCCUUAACAAAGAAGUAUUUAUCUGCUGCUAAGCCUUCUCAGAAGCAGUCAGAGAAUAACUUUGGAAGACAGAGCUUGAGAAGUUACUCAGUUUCUGAAACUUUGCUGAAGAAAGAAGGAAGGGCAGAGGGACCUCUGAAAGCAAGUGCUGUGGUACAAAAUGAAGAGUAUCUGUCCCAGGUAUAUGGGAAACCAAUUUACCAGGGCCACCGCAGCACACUUAAAAAAGCGCCAUAUCUCAGGUUCAACUCUCCUUCUCCGAAAUCCAAACCUCAAAGACCAAAAGUUAUAGAGUGUGUUAGGGGUACUAAGGUAAAGUCAGCAAGAACACAAACCAACUCUUGCACACAGAAAGUAAUAAUCAGUCCUAAGAGACAGCAUCCACUUUCUGCACCCCUUAAAGAAAGCCAGUAUCUUUUCAGCCCCAGCAAAGAAAUGCCUGACUUGUCCGGUCCACUUGAAGGCCAUCUAAUUCCUAUGGCUAUUCCAUUAGGUCAAACGCAAAUUAAUGGCAUCUCACUACAGCCUGCUGGAGUCGUCAUAGGUAAACCACACCCUGUUACAGUGACCACCUCUGUUCUUCCAGCUUCUCCAAAACCACAACCUAAGCUAAAGAAACCCAACAUAGCAGUAAUAGAGAUGAGAUCAGAAAAAAAGGACCCUCCUAAACUCACUGUGCAGGUAUUACCGAAUGUAGAUAUUGACAGUAUUUCAAAUGACAGUGUGACUAUAAACCAGGCUUCUACAAGCUCUGAAGCAGCACUUCUUCCUGUCAGCAGUCUGAUUCAGGGUCCAGAACAAACUCAGUAUGAGGAGGAAGAGCUAAAGUUCCCAGGAACUAAUUUUGUUGAUGUUACUGAUAUCAUUCAGGAUCAGGAGGAGGAGGAUAGAAUCCCAGAAUUGUCUGAACCAAUCCUGGAAUUUAAUAGACAAACUGAAGUUGUUUCUCCAAAAUAUAAUGGCCCUCCGUUUCCCCCAACUGCUCCUGCUUCUCAACAGCCAGCUGAUAUUCUGGAUGAAAUCAUUGAAAGGAGGGAAACUUUAGAAAAUAGGUUGAUUAGCUGGGUGGAACAAGAAGUAAUGGCACGAAUUAUUAGCGGGAUGUACCCCGUCCAGCAGGAAAGAGUGCCCAGUGUGAGUGCAUCAGACAGUGAAGAGAGUGAGGCUGUAACCUCUGACGUUGUUGAGGCAGCAGGUGGUGGAGGAUUUCAGCUCUUUGUCAGCGCUGGUGUGCCAGUGAACUCAGAAAUGAUUAGUCAUUUUGUGAAUGAAGCUCUUACUGAGACUAUUGCCGUCAUGCUGGGUGACAGGGAGGCUCAGAAAGCAGUUCCUGCUGCAAAUGUUCUUCAAAGCACGACAGUCUUGCCAGAGUCUGUGGUGUCUACUCCAUUGGCUACACCACCUCAUACACCAUUUCCUGAAAAAGAACCAGCUCCAGUAAAAACUCCAGUUUCUUCUCCGUCUGUGACAGAAAUUAGUGGAGAUGUUGGGGAACAAGAACAAAUGACAGAAAAAGGAUUUGACAUUCCAGCUGCCACUACUCCUAUUUGCACACCUGCUGUUACUCCAGUUGAUACACCUCCUAGAGUAACUACUCCAAGCCCUCCUGUAUCAGAACAUGGCUCUGAUGCAACAAGAAUGGGAAGCCCAGAACCGCCAAAUCCAUGGGGUGAUGCUGAGCUUCCUCUGGAUGAGGAAAAACCCAGUCCUUUGAAUGAAGAAACUCUCCAUCCAAGAGCUGUUGUAAUGUCUGUGGCUAAAGAUGAAGAACCAGAGAUGUUGAUUUUACCUUCUCCUGAACCAGUUAGACCCGUUGAGUCACUUCCUUGUGAACCAAGGGUCCCAUCUCCUGUGCAUACUCCUAGUUCUGGCCCAUCAACACAUGAAAGCAGCCUAACUGUCACAGAAACAGAAACUGCAGACAAGCCUAUCUCAGAAGGCGAGGUCUUAUUUAGCUAUGGACAGUUGGUGGCUGCAAGAGCGUUAGCAGAAGGAGGACUGUCUCUUCCAAACCUCAGUGAAAGUUUAACUAGCACGCUACAUGAUGCAAAUGAAAUGGAUUACGAUCCUCCCAGUGAAGGACAGGUCAUGAGAAGACCCCUUAGGGGAUACCACAGAGAUCCGAUUCUCUCUCUUUUUGCUAAACUAAAUCAGGCACCAGUUGCUUUACACGAAGUAAUUUACCACUCUGAGGAUUCUGAUAAUAGUGUUGGAGAACUUAGUGAAGGCCAAAGACCUAGACUGACUAGAGCAGCAGAAAGUAUUCUGAUGGGACAUUCAGUUUAUACAGACCAGGUGGCUGGGCUGGUUACUGAACAGAGACCCCACCGUGUACCAUCACCAGGAGAGUGUGACAGGGUUACAGCAGAACUUCUUGGAGAUGCUGCAGAUGUUAGUCAUGGUCCAAUGAGCAUGGCUGAAUUGGAGUCUCAGCCACUCCUAAACCCUGCUCCUCAAACAGCACAAACAAAUAACAGACUAACAUCUCUAUCAGAAGAUCUUCCAGAGAAGCAGAGCCAAAAGGUUGUGCAAGUUGAACCAGUACGAUCCCGAGUCAUUCAUGUGAGAAAUAAAUCUGAAGUAACACAGCAGCAAGAAGCAUUCAGAGGCGCCAGCCACUAUGAGGGCCCUUCUGUGCUAAGUGCUGUACAAACACGUAAUUCCCAAGGAGACAUGGAUCGGACACAUGUUGAGCCCAAUAUGUACCUCACAUUGUUACUUAAAGGAGAGGAAACUGUACCACAUUUAAGUUCACUGACUUCUCCAGCGAAGAUGUCAGUGAUGCUGCCUUCCGUGAAUAUAGAUGACCAGACGCAAAGUAUCAGUACGGUACAUGGGGAUUCAGACUCUUCAGGAACAGAUACAUUUUAAAACAUGGGGUUUUUAACAGUCUCACAUAUCUGAAAAUUUUCUAGGGAAGUAUUUUUUCUAGCUAGUGUUAUAAUCCAUAUAUUUUUGGCAUGAAAUCUCUCAGUACUGUUUUUUUUCUACUUACUGUGUUUUGUAAUUUUGUAUUCAUUGGAAUGUAAAUCUAGAAAACUAUUUUAUUGUGGAUAUAUAUAAAAUAUUUUAAACAAAAAUAAAAAUGUAAUUUUUCAGCAUUACUAGGGAUUAAAUGGCCCUCACUCUUAUUUAUUUGAAAAUGCAUUUAUAUGUUGAGUAUUUGAGUAUGAAGGAGAUCUGUAUUAUAGACUUCUUUAAUUCCCUGGCAAAAUUCCCAUUGAUUUCAAUGGGUAAAGGAUUGGGGCCUAUCGUAUGUCUCAAAGGCCUUUGAAAUUAUUUUGAUCUCUAUGAAGAAAUAUACAAAUCAAUGGGAUUUCUUGACAGAUCUUUUGAAAGAAACAGGCUAAGCCACAACACAGCAAAACAAGGAAACACAGCUUUGGAGAGGAAGAAUGCAUGAAUGACUCUGCCAUAAGUUGAAUAUUCUGGUUAGCUGGUAUAUAGAGGCCAUUGUAACAGAAUGGAUUUUCAGUUAUUGAAAAGGGAGUUUGGAAGUAAAAUAUAUUUGAAAACCAAGUAUUGAAAGAUUAUGUUCUUAAAUGUGUUGAGCAGUUUUGAUUCACUCCUAAAACUCUCCUAACAAACAAUAAGGCAACACAAACACAAUUGCCUUCUUUGUUGUUUUACUACAUGUAUUUCUUCUUGCAAGCUUUAUUAUAUUUUUUCAAUAUUUUGGCAUGUAAGUUUCUUUAGAGUUGUUUUUCAUCCUUGAACUGUGAUUGUAUGAGAGAGAUGGAAAUCUUUAAAAGAUUAAAGAAUACAAAUAAAACAAAUUCAAAUUAUGUGACAAGAAACGUCUUAACUAGUCACAGUCCUCAAAAAAAAUCCAGUGUUCUCCCUUUAAAAAUAACAGCUACCAUCACCCUCUGGAGAGAUUAUUCAGUUUGUUUAUGGAGCAACGACAAUGUGUUCAGUACUGUACAAAAUAUCGAGGAAGUUGUGAUCCUUGCCCAAGGGAGCUUCUAAUCUAAAUGAAAUAAUUUGGAUGCAUAACACUUCAAGUACAGACAUCAGCAGGCAGUGCAAACUCUUUGUACCUUUGCUCUAUUCUUUAUCCUAUCUGUGCCUACAAUGUGAUAUCCCUGGAAAGUCUGGGAUAUCACAGCUCUUGUAAGGCACCAGGGGUAUCAGGGAACCUCUCAAGUGGCAAGGAAACAAUCCCUUCCUUUUUUAAUAGGUUGUAUAUACCUCACUGUGACUUUGAGGCAUAUAACAUCACUUUAUCAGCUGCAGCUUCACUCCAUCCUUUAAUCACCUGCAGAUACGCUGCUGCCAUGAACAAUUCCUGUAUGCAGUGUAGCUGUAGCCAUGUCAAUCUCAGGAUAUUAGAGAAACAAGGUGGGUGGGGUAAUAUCUUUUAUUGGUGGGAGAGACAAACUUUUGAGCUACACAGAGCUCUUCAAGUCUUUGAAAGGUACUCCCAGCGUCACAGCAACAUGCAAGGUGGAAUGGUUUCUGUCAAUCACAUUUUAGGUCGAGCUAUGGUAUGUGUAGCUACUUGUUCUGUUUUGAUACUGUUGACCAUGAGGUUCUUUUGACAUGGCUUCAAUCUCUUGCAAGGAUAAAUAGAGAGAGAAUAGAAAUUACUGAGCCAUCAAGCUCAGAGGUAUCCCAGAAGGUUCUGCUCCAGGGGCUCGCUCACUGGGGUACUACAGAUAGUAACAGGUUUACAGUGGCGCUGGGCCCACACUCAGGCUAUGUCUACACUACCGCAAUAAGUUGACCUAUGCUACAGAACUCCAGCUAUGUGAAUAACCAGCUGGAGUCGACAUACCUUAGGUCGAGUUACUGUGGGGUCUACACCGCGGGGGGGGUCGAUGGGAGAAAAUCUCCAUCAACUUACCUUACUCUUCUCGUCGUGGUAGAGUACAGGGGUCGACUGGAGAGCAAUCUGCAGUCGAUUUGGUGGGUCUUUACUAGACCCACUAAAUCGACGUCCAGUGGAUUGAUCUCAGAGCAUUGAUCCCAGCUGUAGUGUAGAUCUGCCCUCAGAAGGGACCCCAGUGCCUGGACUGUGGCCCCAUCCCCCCUCCCCGUGCUCCACCUUCAGGCCCUGCCCUAACUUGGCCUCUUCCCCACCGAGGUCCCACUGCUGCUUGUUCGUCUCUGCCCCUUCCCGCCAUGCGAACAGCAGGCAGGGCUCGAGGGGAAGAGGCCAGGCGGGGCCUCAAGGUGGAGCACAGAUAAGGCUUUGGGGGGAAGAAGCUAAGCGGUGACACAGCCUUGGGGCAGAGCAGGGGGUGGGGCCAUGGUGCGGACACCAGGGCCCACAAAAGAUUAAUUCAGCCCUGACUACAAAGCGCUGUUUUUUAUUCUUUCUGUCAUACCUGUAGGUGGGGAUGCUAACGAAGGCAAUGAAGCACUUUGGGCAUUUUUCUGGGUCUUGCAAAGUAAACAUUGAUAAAAAUAAACCACAAGGUAGCAUUUCAUUGAGAGCUUGACUACUGGGAUUUGGUUCUCAGUGUUUUGAGGAGCACAUAGGCCAGCAGUGCUGCUUGGAGGGGGAGUGGUGGUGGUUGGGAGGCGUUCGUGGCUGAGGGAUGUGUAGGUUUGGUGCAUCCCUACUGAAUGGAUCCUAAGGCGUCCCAAAUAGAAUUCCUGAAGUAGGGUGGAUGCAGUGGUGCAACGCCUCUCAAAGGUCAAUCUCCUUUUCAUUCAUGGUGCAGCAAACCUGGCAGCCCCAAGGAGAUGUGAUCUGCACUUCUCUGUGCCAAUGAGGGAGAAGCUGGUAUACUCCAUGUAGAUCAUUUUAUGAAUGAGCAUUUAGGAAAGUGUGUAUAAGAAUUUGGGAACUAGCUAGUAGCUACAUUUGUGUUUUUUUUGUUUUGUUUUGUUUUAUCUGACCAUCUUUGAAAAGGGAAAAUGAUCAACCUACUUUCUUGAAUUUAAUGUCAUGCUUGAGAUACCUGUAACUUUCUGUCCUCAAGUUUAAAAUGGAGAGUACAUAUUCUGUGAGCACAGCCAGGAUGUGAUAAGGAAUUCAUCUUUGUGUAUCAGAGUUCCAUUUUCUUUCUAUAGCUCUUACAAAGAUAAAUGCAUGUUUCUCCUAGUCAUUUGCAAAACUGAAAUAGCAUGAUUUUCAAGACUGCUGUAUGGAUUUCUUCCAAGCAAGUCCUUGGAGUAUGUCAUCAAAGUCUAUCAUCAUCAAAUAGCAUUUCAUCCAGUGGAAGUAUAAAAAUGCAAGGUCAGUGUAGCUAUAUUUUGCAGUUAAUUCUCAGAAUGCAUGGUUCAUUUCUUGGUUUAAGUUAACUUGUGGUGGAAUUUGUUUGAUUUUUGUGACUAUACCUCCUGUUUUGAAGAGAGAUGUUCAUGUACUCGAGUUGCAGCCUCCUAAAGUGAAAAGUUGAAGUGUCUAAAGUAUCUGUUUUAGCAAGUCAUCCUGUUCUGACUUUGGUAAGUACAAUGAGACAACUUACAUUCAGAAUCUGGUAAUUGCAAUCCAUUUUUCUAGAGGGAAAAAAAGUCAUACUCCAGAAACAGUGCCAAAUAAAUAAAAUAGGAAACUGAGGCUGUCUCCACAAAAAGAUGCACCAAGAGUGUGCAAGCUUCCUUACCCGAAGAUGGGAACCACAGUCCCACUCUUGUAUUUUACUCCUUUUGGACAGAACCCUGCAGCCUCAUUAAGUGCCAGUGAAGUCAGUGCCAUGUAACCAGUCUCAGGAUUGGCACAUAAAAUGGCUGUUACUGACCUGAGACAAAUGUAAAGAACUGUACUUCAUCAUCCUGUUCCCAGUUCCCUUAUGCUCUGUUUUUCAGCAUAUGAAACAUUGAGAAUGUCACAUCUACUACUUCCCUGUUCUUGUUUCGGAUUUGAGAAAUUUGACUAUUUUGCAGCUCAUGUUGCUCAUCUUUAAAGCUAACUGGGGAAAAGUGGUUGAAAUGAGUUAACAAUAUACAGCAACUUUCUAGAGUUCUGAAACCCUUUACAAAUUAACACACAAACGUUAUACAGGUAUCAUUUAGGCCCUGAUCCUGCAAGGACUUAUGCCCAUGACUAAUCUUAACCUCUAGAGUUAAAUGAGACCACUCCAUAGGUUUAAGAUUAAAUACGCAUUUAAAACUUUGUAGGAUCCGCGCCUUACUCUGCUGCUGAAAUGCAGACACUCCAGGGGCUAAGCUGCACAGCAUGCAACCCUUGAAGACAGAAGGUGAAGAGUAUUGCAGCCAAUUGAAUUUGCAGGACAGGAGAUCUCUAAUCCUGCCUCUCAGUUCAUCCUUUUAUAUAAGUCUAAUAACGUUUUCUCCUGUCUGUAAAUAAAAAAACAGUCCUGCUGUUCCACGUAAUGCUGUGUGAUAUUAGUGGUGGGCGCAUUUAUUUGCAGUAUGUGCUCUGGUUCAACAUGUCUUCCACUUAAUUCCUAAUUUAAUUUAAUUUAAUUCUGGCCUUACACAUUUUGUCUCAUUGGUAAUUUGUUACACUUUCAAACUAACAUCUUUCCAUUUAAACCUUUUGAUGUGUUUUUGUCCUUUUGAUAUCUGGAAUAGCUCUACAAAUGUAAUAAACUUGUUUUCUAGACCAA